Molecule: messenger RNA, 2204 nt
Organism: Aplysia californica (California sea hare)
Lineage: Eukaryota; Metazoa; Mollusca; Gastropoda; Aplysiida; Aplysiidae
Product: glutaredoxin domain-containing cysteine-rich protein CG31559
Exons: 7
Coding region: 421-1875 (484 amino acids)
Biological process (GO): sensory perception of sound
Source: RefSeq, a predicted model, not a curated record
CCGACACUGCGACUGCGAGCAGAUGACGAGGAGGGGGAGUGAUAGAGUCGCCUCCCUUGAAAAAAGGCCAACGCCCAACUCGCUUCUCGAUAAGGUCUUCAAUAUCAGCAGCAGCAGGCUGUUGGAGUAGGGCUGACUGACAGCGCAUUAUCAUUCUUUUUGAAAUCGUCGCUCCUUUCAGAAUAAUUCCCCCCCUCUCGUAAAGCCACAGGAUUUGAAACGAAGGUGUAUCAAAGGUACACAGUGCGCCCUCGCGUUUGAGAAUUAUUCCUGUGGAGGUUUUUUUCCCCGUGUUCAUUUCGGUUUUCUCUUCUGUUCUGAUGUGCGCCAUGUGACGAGGGAAGGCGAGCUGCUCUCAGGAUCUGUGGUUCUUCCUCGGACUCCGGAUCACACCGCCGGUUCGUACCCAGGCCAUCGCCAAUGUUCCGGAACUUUGUGAAGCCCGCUGCUUUUGGCAAGGAGAGCAUGCGGGAAUGCCAGGGAGAACCUCUCGCUGAGAUAGGUCAAGGGUCACACCCAGAUGAUGUGCCCACGACCUUCAUCAACGGAAGUGACGUGUACACAAUACCUACUGACGUCAGUCAUGGGUAUAUUGGUGCUUCAGAAAACGGUAGGAUUAUACAGUCUGUGCCAACAAACGCUGGGAAAGGGGGCUACACAACUUCAAUCAUGGUGAACGGAACGAGUCCAAUACCGAGACGGCACUCUUCGGAACAUAGCCAAGUGAAUGGAAAUCAAAAUGAAUAUGAUCGACAAAACGAGAUUUUAAAGAACAAAGCUCGUGCCUCUUCGUAUUCUUCACCCUACGAUUAUAGUCCCCAACAAGACUUGCAACAAACAAACACACGCCACAGCUCUCCAAUUUCCACUAUAUCGGAAGAAUUUAGCCACAUGCACACAUCUCCUCCAACCACGAACUCCACACCGAAUUAUUACACCAACGGGCCACAGUUCAACCAAUCUCAAACACUGCCAGCGAAAGCUCCGCUCGCCAACGGAACAAACUCGCACUCCGCGUUUGCCUACCACAACCCGGAAGCGACAGUGCAGUCUUGCCCUUCACCGUUCCAGGGAUCUUCCGGAAGUUCGGAUGCUGACCUCGAAAGUGAAGAGCGGGACCAGUUUUUCAUUGCGUCACCUCCGAUGAUGAAGAGGUUCAACGUUGUUCCUUCAUCACCCGCGCAGGCCGAUCCGGUGUUUGUGGGUCGGAGGGACGUGCGUGACCCCAAGUCUGUGCACGAGAGGCAGAUCGUGAGCUCGAAAGGUACAGUCCGCGGGUUCAAGAACAGAGUACGGGCAGGGAUAGCCACGUUCUGGGCGCAGCCGGAUGAUCAGAUCAUCGAAUACACUUCAGUCGAGCAGCCAAAACUUGUUAGAAACUACCGGCAACUGGAGCAAGGGAAGAUUGUGAUCUACGCGACCACCAUGUCUGUGGUACGUGAGACGAGCGAGCGCUGCAAGGUCGUGCGUUGUCUGCUACAGAACCACAUGGUUCGGUACGAGGAGCGCGACCUGUACAUGAGCCGAGAGAUACAGCAGGAGCUGCGACAACGCCUGGCACAGGAGGGCGUGUCAGAGGUCAGACUGCCGCACGUGUUUGCUGAUGGGAUCCAUCUAGGGGGUUCUGAUGAGCUAGAGAAGCUGAAUGAGGCCGGCGAGUUGCGAGGGCUUCUCGAUAGCUAUGCGAAAAUCGUGGUGCGCAUCAUGUGUGAAAAGUGCGGAGGGUACCGGUUCGUGCCCUGCGAGACGUGCCAUGGGAGCAAGCGGUCUCUGAUCAGGAACCAUUUCACUGAAGAGUUCUGUGCCCUGCGAUGUAUGCAGUGCGAUGAGAACGGGUUGAGGAGGUGCGAUAUGUGUAAAGACCAACAGGAGUGACCUUCCUUCAAGAACACGCCACGCCUCAAUUUAUGACGUAAAAAAGAGUUGCUUUUGUUGUUGUCAAGACAACAUUUUGGCCCACAGAGAUCGCUCAAGGCAAAGAGAAUCAUUCUGAUCAGGUGGACUUGUAUUCCUGCAGAGAAUAUUAUUAGGUGUUGAUUAGAAUCUAAUGGUCUGAAAAGCCCACAUGCUGCUCGCAUUCAUAGGCUAAGUGAAAUGGAAAAAGAAGAUUUUAGAUGCUCAAAAAUGUUGCAAAUUCUUCUUUGCCAGAAUUGGCCUCGUAAGCCAGAACAGUAGCCACAAAUUAUCGUAAUCUAUAUUUCUUC